GGUAACGCAUGAAGAAGACCAGGCUACUUCUUGUGACAAUGCUUCACAUUACUAUGAGAGGAAGUUUGGUGUUUGCUGUAAGCGCUGUGCUCCAGGUCAGUAUGCAGCAAAGAGAUGCACUAAACAUUCUAACACGCAAUGCCAGCCCUGUGACAAUGGGACAUAUACAGAGCAAUGGAACUACAUAAUGAAAUGUAUGCGGUGUCGGCCCUGUGACCAUGGUUCUGGGUUGAUUGAGGUGGUUCAUUGCUCUCCUAAACAAAAGACAAUCUGUGCUUGUCCUCAGGGAUUUCAAUGUGAAGCAUAUGAUGAAAAAGGAAAUUGUACAUUUUGCAGCCAAACACACAUCCCAGAUCCUCCCUUGACUGACUCUACUACCCCAGGUCAUCUUCACUGGAGCAUCAUCACUUUCCCCAUUUUGUUCAUUUUUGCCUUAGUUAUAGUUUUGUUUGUUUUAUUUAAAAGGUUAGCUUUGUGUAAAAUCGGUGCCAAUCUUGGCCAGCAAAUAAACAGAAGAAUAUUUGGAAAACAAUAUCCCAGCCCAGCUAAGCACAAUCAUGAGAUUGAACCCAGGAUUCCCCAACAGGAGGAAGGAAAACAUUUACCUUUUCCAAUCCAGGAAACUGAAGAACCACAGUGUAAGGAGACCACCCCCUUGUCCUAUAGUGACAACUGGACAGGACCAUUUCCUGCACAUGUAGCAACAUGUACUUUACUGAGUGGGGUCCCUUCUUGAAAGCUCACCCACUGGGUGUCACGUACAUUAAUGUGCAAGGUCCCUUGUGCUGUGCCAUGUACUGUACUGAAUGGGGUCCCUUCUUGAAAGCUCACCCACUGGGUGUCACAUACAUUAAUGUGCAAGGUCCCUUGUGCUGUACCAUGUACUGUACUGAAUGGGGUCCCUUCAUGAAAGCUCACCCACUGAGUGUCACAUACAGUUAUGUUCAAAGUCCUUUGUGCUGUGCCAGCAGGUUCACCCAGUGUGCCAUGUACUGUACUGAAUGGGGUCCCUUCCUGAAAUCUCACCCACUGGGUGUCACAUACAGUAAUGUGCAAGGUCCUUUGUGCUGUGCCAGGAGGUUCACCCAGUGUGCAAUGUGCUGUACUGAAUGGGGUCCCUUCCUGAAAUCUCACCCACUGGGUGUCACAUACAGUUAUGUGCAAGGUCCUUUGUGCUGUGCCAGCAGGUUCACCCAGUGUGCCAUGUGCCGGACUGAGCAGUUCAAAAGGCAGCAAAAUGAAGGGUCUCUUAAAUGUUUUCCAUAUUCAUUACUCACCGGUUUCCUUCUUUGAAAUGAUGUGAAAACAAUAAAAUAUAUAAAUACCUAAACAAAGACA
Bombina bombina (fire-bellied toad) is the source of this 1338-nucleotide messenger RNA. RefSeq names its product tumor necrosis factor receptor superfamily member 6. Bases 188 to 736 code for a protein of 182 amino acids. Lineage: Eukaryota; Metazoa; Chordata; Amphibia; Anura; Bombinatoridae. The record is from RefSeq and is a predicted model, not a curated record. The transcript is spliced from 5 exons.